Plasmodium reichenowi is the source of this 587-nucleotide messenger RNA. RefSeq lists its product as hypothetical. Lineage: Eukaryota; Apicomplexa; Aconoidasida; Haemosporida; Plasmodiidae. The annotation marks the transcript as partial. The transcript has a single exon. The record is from RefSeq and is a predicted model, not a curated record.
AGAAGAUAUAUCUAUAAAAUCAUUUUUAAAGAAUAUGUUAAAUUUAAAUUUAAUAAGUUAUGAGAAUAUAUUAAAUAUAUUUUUAUAUACAUUUUAUUAUUUAAGAAGAAAUGAUGAUUUAUUUGUACAUUAUACAAAUAUAUAUAUAAAGAAAUAUAUUAACUUAUUAAAUAUUAUGACAUUUUUUGUAGAGUUUAUAAAACAUAUGAAUAAAUAUUUGUAUAUACAAUUUUUAUUUCAUUUCAAUUUAGCUACUUUAAAAUUAAUGAAUUUUUUGAAUUUGAAGAUAAUAAAUAUAAUAAAAAAAUAUAGUCAUGUAAAAGAUUUAAAUGAAAAAUAUUUUAUAGAUUCUAAUGAUGUGGUGUCAGGAAGACAUAGUACCUUAUAUUAUUUUUAUUUCUUCGUUACACAUUACAAUAAUUAUUAUUUGAAUAAAUGUUUAACUAUCAUAGUGAAGGAUAUAUUACCACAGAAUCAUUUAAAUCGAAAAAUGGGUAAUUAUCAAUCUCAUUAUUAUGCGAAUAAUAAGCAUAUGUUAUAUAUGAAUACACACGAAAUUCAUAGUGCGCGUAUGGAAGAAUAUUCAA